Molecule: messenger RNA, 381 nt
Organism: Parnassius apollo (apollo)
Lineage: Eukaryota; Metazoa; Arthropoda; Insecta; Lepidoptera; Papilionidae
Source: the annotation of a GenBank genome assembly
AUGCUGCAGCGGUUUGCUGAACUUAGAGAGGCUGUAACUGCAACACUUCUACUCAGCAACUUCAAAGGUACAUAUCUUGAAGAAAAUGAUUGGAUAAAUAUUCAAGAUUUGCAGUGCGUGCUUAAACCCUUCGAUGAAGUAUCUACGCGCAUGAGUGGAGAAAAAUAUUUCAUGGGUGGAGAAGUGAUUCCAAUUACGCAGGGCCUUUUGGGAACACUAGAUACAUUGGAAUUAAGAGAUGGUCUGCAUGAUGUUGUCAAAGUGGUUUUGAAAAGGCUAAAAAAGGAAACUUCUGAAAGAUUUCGUAAUCUGGAAUUUAGUAGAACGCUUGCGUUAUCGACCUUUUUAGAUCCCCGAUUUAAAAUUUUCAUGUUCCCAUAA